AUUAGUAUAAGAAUUGGACACACUCGGUUCCCUAGUAAUCCCCAUUUUUUUGCGAAGCUAUGCUUUCCACUCACAACUUCCAUUCAAAAGACGAAUCACGCCCUUUGGCCAUCACUGCUGUCCGACCACGACCGAUACCCAAUUCCUACUGGGCCACACCUUUCCUCAUCGCGUGCGAAUACCCAUGGACACCCCUGGCUCCGUGUAAGCCCAAGCUUGACGCCCUGCUCGCAGCGGGCGUGCGGACGUUCAUCGACCUCACCGAGCGCGACGAGCUAAAGCCUUACACGCACAUACUCUGUGCACGGGCGACGCUACUGGGGGUGGAUCCCACAACCAUUGAAUACAAGCGGUUCCCCAUACGCGACAGGUCCCUGCCAGACAGUGUGGGGUACAUGCAUCGCGUGAUGGACGUCCUGCGGGAUAAUGAAGAGCGGGGGAGGAUCUGUGCGGUCCACUGCCGGGGCGGCAUCGGGCGAACAGGGAUGGUGAUCGGCUGUUGGCUGGUGCAGAGUGGUGUAGCAAGAGACGGGGAAGAGGCCCUGAUGAUCAUUGCGGAGGAGUGGCGGUCCGUCGAGAAGCAUACGCGGUAUCCGCACAGUCCCGAGACCGGACCGCAGUUUGAAUUUGUGAAGAAGUUUCGUCGUCGGGUGGGGUAGUUACUGCUGAGAUUGAAGCUUGAAGGUGGGUAUGGUUUUGUUAUGGGGAUUUUUUGUUAUCGUUCCUAAUUUUUUUUUUGCGGCCAGAAAGGUGAUGAACUGCACGUUGGAAUUUGCUACGUGUUAUAUUGUUUGGACUU
Guyanagaster necrorhizus is the source of this 799-nucleotide messenger RNA. RefSeq names its product phosphatases II. Bases 60 to 659 code for a protein of 199 amino acids. The transcript has a single exon. The record is from RefSeq and is a predicted model, not a curated record. Gene Ontology annotation, biological process: dephosphorylation. NCBI's taxonomy places the organism in Eukaryota, Fungi, Basidiomycota, Agaricomycetes, Agaricales, Physalacriaceae.